Cotesia congregata is the source of this 336-nucleotide messenger RNA. The record is from the annotation of a GenBank genome assembly. Lineage: Eukaryota; Metazoa; Arthropoda; Insecta; Hymenoptera; Braconidae.
AUGCUGACAUUUACAAAAAAUGGUGAAGAUAUAUCCAGGAAGAUUUAUCAAAUAUUCCGGGAGCAAAAUCCUAAAAUCGGUGUUUUGAUUUUACAAGAGCAAGAAAAAUUUGUUUACUCACUCGUAGAAGAAUUCGUCGACGAUUGCUUCAAGCAAGCUAAUUAUAUUAUUCCAAUUUUAACCACUGGUUAUAUUAAUCAUAUCAACAAUUUGACCAAUAAUGAUGAUGAAGAAAGUUUGGUCAAUAAUUUGGACCAUAAAUAUGUUAAAUAUUUAUACUCGUUGAUGCGUUUAGAGUAUUGUAAAAAUAAUUGUCACAACAAUCGCAUCAGGUAA